AUGCAUGAGCUGCAGACCUUAAUGAACAUGAUGAAGGCAGAUCAGGCAGAAAAGGAAAAGAAGAGAAAGUUCAAAGGAGUUCUUAUCAGAUGUGAGGGGGAUAUUGGUAUCAAUAAGAAGGAAAGUGGCAGAUGGGAGAGAUACACCGAGGUCGCAAUCUCAAAGGAACAUCCAAUCUGGAAUUCGGACCCAACGCCUGCAUCCAAGAUUAUGGGACUUCCCCUGCUCGUACACAAACAGCCUCACAAUCCUGCAUGGAGCCAGAAUGACCACACCCGAUUCGACAAUCAGCCUGCCAUUUUUCUCAACCUCACUGUGGAUCCCAAAAUCGAAGAUAUGUGGGGAUUUGCUCCUCCAGAAUGGCAGAACGAGGUUGGUAGCACCUUACUGGUCAGGAAAGAUCAGAAGAACUUGAGUCGUGAGCAAGCUUGGGCUCUCGUAGAGUUCAUGCAGUUCCGUGUAUCAGAUGCGUUCGAGGAUCCGGCGAGGAGCGUCAACGUCGAGCUGCGGUUUUGA
This is a messenger RNA of Cadophora gregata, 516 nucleotides long. RefSeq lists its product as uncharacterized. The transcript has a single exon. NCBI's taxonomy places the organism in Eukaryota, Fungi, Ascomycota, Leotiomycetes, Helotiales, Ploettnerulaceae. The record is from RefSeq and is a predicted model, not a curated record. The coding region runs from base 1 to 516 and encodes 171 amino acids.